AUGUGGUUUCUAAGUUGCCCUGAAUAUGAGCCACUAAAUAUUGUGUAUGCUUUGGGACCCGGGAGAGUGGGAAAAUCACGUUUGUGUAAACUCCAUAUAAAGAAGGAAGAAAAGGGACACUUUGAAGACCCAGCCGACUGGGGACUGGAGAUUUUGGACACCGUCGUCCCUUCCCUGCAGGACCUAGGCAGGCACGUGAUGCACACGCUGCCCUCGCUGAGCAAGGAGGAAGUCUCUACUAUUUGGGGGAAUGUGUCAGAAUUCGUGGAACGGCAGCUAUCCCUACACAAGGGAGUUCAGAUUCCAGGACUUGGAACUUUCACUUUCACGCGGCAAAAACUGGAGGUGGGAAACAACAAGUUUAUUCUAAUUCAGAGGCCCAUAUUUAUCAUGGCGGAGAAGUUUGUACAGACCCAUGGACUCAAACAAAACAAAGUAUAUACACCUGGUGAUAUCCCAGUUGUUCCACUUAAUUUUGUCAUGAUAUCCCUAGAGGGUCCAUUUAACAGAGAUACGGUGGAAAGAUGUGUGAAGGAGACGUCGCUUUUUUUAUCACGAUCCAUUUCCACCAAACAAAACGUGGAGUUUACAUUCAAAGGAAUUGGGGUCCUCGUGAUCAAAAGUGGUAACGUGAAGAUGAGAUUUUAUAAGGACUUCCUUUUUACAGUGGAUGGAAGUGGGUCUUUGACGAAAGCCCUAGCAAAUAGGCCUGACACUGUGGACUCAGUGUUGUCUAGCAGAGAAUCCUUGGGGAAGCGGCCCAACAGCAUGCUUUCAUUUCCAAGGAUUGAGCUCAAGGAGAUGGAGAACAAACUGCCUAUGGAGACCACUGCAGAAGAAGGUGGACAGAAUGGACAAAGGAAGGGCAAGUUAAAAGACCAGUCAGACAAAGAACAAGGCGUCCGAGAGAUCUUAUCACCCAAGGUAAUUCAAGAUAGACAAGCCAUCUCCCCCGCCAAAGCAACAAAUGUCAGUUUCCCGCACAAACUGGAGCAGAAUGGGAGUGGUGGGAAGAAUAUGAACAUUGAAAGGUUACGAUCUCUGGGUGGUCUGAAAAAUGACAAUGAAAUGAAGCCUAAAAUUUCCCCAGCCACUUCUUGCCAGGAUCAUAAUAGGGCAGGACAGGAAAUGUGUUAUGUAUGCUUGCAACGAGCACAGCGGAAUUCCCCGUUGUACUACAGUGAGGAGAGGAAAAGGAGAGAGAUGGAAGAUGAGCGACUCCUACAGCAGUAUCAGAUGCUGAAGGAUCAAGAGGCUCUCUUCAAAGAGCAGAUGCAAAGUCUGGCUAGUAGAGAACAGAAUCAAAAAAAUGCUGCCUAUAAUCUUGGAGUUGCUGAAGCCAUAAGAAUCCACAAGAAUGAGAAACCUGAAUUUUAUAAAUCCUUCUUGUUUGAUAAACGGCCACUCAGUCCUGAGAUUAAUGCUUUUAAGCAAGAGGAAUAUUCCCAAAGUCUCCUGAAACAAAUGGGUCACAGACGGGAAAAGGACAUAAAACAAAGACAAAACAGAGAAUUGAUGGACCGCCUGGAACAAGUGCAGCUGACAGAGGAACUUGCUGCGCAAAGAGCCAAAUACAUAAAAGAUAAGAUGGAAGAAACACAGUGUUACAAGAGAGCUUUGGAUGCACAGAUAAAGAACAAACGCCCCCAGCUGCCCAUGUUUGAGCCAGACUCUUCUGAGCCCAUCUUUGGUAAGGAGGAGGGUGAGCUGAUGGUGGAACAGCGAAAGAGAGAGCAGAAUUACAUGAAGCACCAGAUGGAGGCAGCUGCUAACCGCAAGAAGACAGCCAUCUUGCACCAGCUGGUGGACCAAAAGUGGGAUUUGUUGAUGCUUCAGAGGACACACAAAGAGCACUUGGCAGACAGAAAUGCUGAGACUGAGCGAGUGAGCAGAAUCUACCAAAACUUACAGGAUGACUGGGAAAGGAGUGCUGUCUUGAAGAAGCAGCGGGACCUGGAAGAGAAGGCUUUUGAGCGGGCCGCCAGCAAGCUCUUCCUCCUGGACCAGUGUGAGAAGUAUCGGCGGUGCAAGCAGUGCCAGAGGCGACCCUCCAACGUGGGCAAGAGCAACCUGUGGCCCCUGAACAAGUACAUGCACGGCUCCCUGCUCCUCUUCCAGGCUUUGUCCCCCACCAUUCCCAUCCUCAAGUCCGUCCUCAGCCUCUUUCCUCCCCAGCAGGUGUCGGGGAGGCGAGAAGGCUCAAGCUGCAGCCCUUCUCCUUACGCCAACAAGCUCACUCCCCGCGGCGGCCGUGGUUUUUGGCACGCCCCGCCGCGAUUGGUGAAGAGGAACGCACGUCACGCCGGCUAUAAAAGGCAGGGCUUGAGACGCAAGAGAGCUUCGGCGCGCGCGGAUUGGGUCUCCCGAGGCCUGCGCUGGGUAGAGCUCGGAGCCCCGCCGCAGCCGCAGCUCUGCGACGAUCACUACAGCUCCCUCAGCAGCCGACGCUACCGCCGCCUGUACCACGGAACCGGCUGUAUGAUUAGGCCACAGUCUUUAAUGAGUAAACUAAGUCCUUCCUGUGGUGUUCUUGGUCACGCAUUUAUGGAGUUUCUGAAGGGCCCCGGAGAGUACCGUCAGGCACAGCACGACCUUUAUGAGGACAAGUGA
Molecule: messenger RNA, 2610 nt
Organism: Lipotes vexillifer (Yangtze River dolphin)
Lineage: Eukaryota; Metazoa; Chordata; Mammalia; Artiodactyla; Lipotidae
Gene: CCDC81
Product: coiled-coil domain containing 81
Exons: 19
Coding region: 1-2610 (869 amino acids)
Cellular component (GO): microtubule organizing center
Molecular function (GO): DNA binding
Source: RefSeq, a predicted model, not a curated record